Gekko japonicus is the source of this 1103-nucleotide messenger RNA. RefSeq names its product nicotinamide N-methyltransferase-like. The record is from RefSeq and is a predicted model, not a curated record. Lineage: Eukaryota; Metazoa; Chordata; Lepidosauria; Squamata; Gekkonidae. Gene Ontology annotation, molecular function: N-methyltransferase activity. The transcript has 3 exons. Gene Ontology annotation, cellular component: cytosol. The coding region runs from base 267 to 1049 and encodes 260 amino acids.
AAGCCGGAAGGGACCUCAGCCAGGGUCGUCCAACUUUAUAGGGACAGGAUCAUUUUCCCAUUUCCUUUUGAGUUUAAUUUAGUUAAAAAUUGAGAAGGCAGGACUAUAGGGAAGGUAGCCAUUGGUGAGCCGGGGGGAGGGAAGCCAAAAGGAACAGGACCUGGAGGAGAGAACAGCCUUUGGUUAGGGGACAAGAGCUGCCGAGGCAGGAGAGAGGAGAGCGUAGAACCCAGACCGUGAAGAGUUUUGCAAGCGUUACAGGUACCAUGGAGGUGGCCUUCACCGAGAAAGACUCUUAUGCUCAGCAUUUUGUCCCAAAAGAUUACCUGGAAAUGUAUUAUUCCUGCCAUCCUGAGAAAGAAGACGAAAGCGCCCUGUUAGUCUUUUCUCUGAAAACUCUCCACAAGGCUUUUCACUCCGGUGGCCUUAAAGGAGACACCCUGAUUGACAUCGGAAGUGGACCCACCAUCUACCAGUUCCUCUCGGCCUGCGAGUCCUUCCGAGAGAUCAUCGCCACCGAUUUUACCGACCAAAACCGGGAGGAGAUGCAGCGGUGGCUGAGGAAGGAGCCGGGAGCUUUCGACUGGAGCCCAGUGGUGAAAUAUGUCUGCGAGCUGGAGGGGGACAGGGAAGAGUGGGCCCAGAAGGAGGAGAAGGUCCGAAGAACCGUCAAGCGAGUCCUGAAGUGCGACGUGACCCAGCCCAACCCUUUGGCCCCGCUCUCUCUCCCUCCGGCCGACUGCCUGCUCUCCGCCUUGUGCCUAGAAGGGGCUUGCAAAGACCUGCCCGCCUACCGCGCUGCCCUGAAGAACAUCAGCUCCCUCGUAAAACCUGGAGGGCGUUUGGUUCUAUUGGCCAUCCUGGAAGAAACUUUCUACAUGGUUGGCCAGCGCCAGUUCUCUUGCCUUUACCUGGAUCGGGAAUCUGUGGAAGAAAGUGUGAAAGAGGCUGGCUUUGAUAUCGAGUGGCUGGAAAUGAGCCAGCUCUGCUUCCCGGGGACUUUGUACGAUGCCAAGGAAGCAUGUGUGCUGGUGGCACGGAAACACUGACGGGCAGGGCUCUUUUGGUAGAAAAAGCCCAGCAGGAACUCAUUAGCAUAAUUA